AUGUCGAAUUUAUCAAAGCUUGAGUUCGUGGCACUUGACAUUUCUGGAAAUAAUUACUUGUCAUGGGUACUCGACGUUGAAAUUCACCUUGACGCUAAAGGUCUUGGUGCUACUAUUACCAAUGGUAAUACGAUGCCGAGUCAGGACAAAGCAAAGGCAAUGAUUUUCCUUCGUCAUCAUCUGGAUGAAGGAUUGAAGGUGGAAUACUUUACGGUGAAAGAUCCACUUGAAUUGUGGACUGGUUUGAAUGAAAGGUAUGACCACCUUAAGGCAACGUUGAAAUUAUGUGGGGAAUAUAUAAAAGAUGAGGAUAUGUUGGAAAAGACUCUCACAAGUUUUCAUGCCUCAAAUUUGGUAAUACAACAGCAAUACCGUGAAAGGGGAAUCAAAAAGUACUCUGAGUUGAUCUCAUGCCUUCUUGUGACUGAGCAACAUAAUACUCUUUUAUUGAAAAAUCAUGAGGCCUGUCCCACGGGAACUGCUCCAUUACCGAAAGCAAAUGAGGUUGAAGCACAUGGCCAAUCUGAGAGAAGACAAAAUAAAAAUCAGGGGCAAAAUAAUGUAUGUGGACGUGGCAAUGGCAGGGGACGAUAUAAUAAUCGUCGUGGUGGUGGUCGCCACAAAAGGGAGAACAAUAUGGGUUCUCAAAGCAAUCCUUCAAGAGGCAAUUGUCAUCGUUGUGGCAUGAAAGGACAUUGGAAGAAUGAAUGCCGAGCAGCUGAGCAUUUUAUUAGGCUUUAUCAAGAUUCCUUGAAAAGAAAGGGAAAUAAAAAUGGUGCAUAUUCUUCUAAUGCUCAGGUGGAGUCACACUUGACUUAUAAAAAUGAUGUCGAGGCAGGGCCUUCACAAAAAUAUGAUGACAAUAUUGAAGCAAAUUUGGCUUUCAAAGAUGAUGAUUUUGAUGACCUUGAUGAUAUUACUCAUUUGGAAGUUGAAGACUUCUUUGGAGAUCGAAACUAUUUUUUGAUCAUUUGA
Messenger RNA from Solanum tuberosum (potato), 975 nucleotides. RefSeq lists its product as uncharacterized. Lineage: Eukaryota; Viridiplantae; Streptophyta; Magnoliopsida; Solanales; Solanaceae. Bases 1 to 975 code for a protein of 324 amino acids. Gene Ontology annotation, molecular function: nucleic acid binding; zinc ion binding. The record is from RefSeq and is a predicted model, not a curated record. The transcript is spliced from 2 exons.